AACCAUUUGCAUUUUCAAAUUCAACUCGUUUCACAUUUGGUGCUUAUUAUCUUGUUUUUUUCUAUUGGAAGGCUAACAUGGCAGACUAUUUGAACUUCAAAUCAGUGCCACUAGAUGCCAAUGGCAAACACACCAUUAUCAUUGUGGGGGCCGGCAUCAUAGGUGUUUGUACCGCCUAUUUUGUCGUGACCCAUCCCAAGUACAAUCCUGACAAAUACAGAGUUGUUAUCAUCGAAAGCAAGCGGGUGGCCGGUGGCGCCAGCGGUAAGGCCGGGGGCCUAUUGGCACUCUGGGCAUUCCCCCAGCAGAUAGUACCCUUGAGCUUUGGCUUACACCAACAAUUAUCUGAUAUGUACGGCGGUGAUACCGAAUGGGGGUAUCGCCGUUUGACGACCGUGAGCUUGGAAGGCGACUUAACCAACAUCAGCGAAGCUGAUGAUGACGAUGACGACGAAGAUGACGACAACCCGGGGUCUAAAAAACCGUCCACCUCAUCGGCCCAAAUGGAGCUGAGCUCUUCCAACGAAGAACCACCCAAGAAGUUCAGUCGAAGAAGUGACAGCUCCAAGAAAUCGGUCAAGACCGGUAGCAAGUUGCCCAAGACAUUGAACUGGAUCAACUCGGACGUG
Yamadazyma tenuis ATCC 10573 is the source of this 629-nucleotide messenger RNA. The record is from RefSeq and is a predicted model, not a curated record. NCBI's taxonomy places the organism in Eukaryota, Fungi, Ascomycota, Pichiomycetes, Serinales, Debaryomycetaceae.